Molecule: messenger RNA, 417 nt
Organism: Aspergillus ochraceoroseus IBT 24754
Lineage: Eukaryota; Fungi; Ascomycota; Eurotiomycetes; Eurotiales; Aspergillaceae
Gene: ccpA
Product: protein ccpA
Exons: 1
Source: RefSeq, a predicted model, not a curated record
CCACAGAUUCUUGCCCUUGCUUCGACGCUCGCCCUCGCCCCAGCUGUCUACGGCUACGGUGUUGCAACCGUCACCAUGAAGUACCACGAUCUCUGCCCUAACGGUGGCUUGCCUGGACCCAGUGUGGGAGACGCAGAGACCACCAUUGCCACGAAGGAUACCUGCACCCAACUGCCGGGCAAACACUUCUUCGAAGUCGACGCGUAUAGUUUUGAAGUAAACGCCAUUACCGGCGACACGUCGUAUGAAUGCCAUGCUGUGGCGGUCUAUUCCAACGGAGAGUGUGCCGGCCUUCCCGAGACCGCUAUCCCGCUCUUCCCUGGAGAAAAGACCGCCCACAGCCCGUGCAUAAGCGACAUUGCUUUCGACGGGGAUGUUUCUGUUCGUUUGAUCUGCGACCGUGAGCGGGAUGGAGAU